AUGGCAGCAUCAUCUUCCCCCACCAGCAUUCCCCCGCUUCUCGACCGCAGCAACAAACGCCAUCGCUUCCUUAACCUAGACUCCUCCGAAUCCACUCCUAGCGACACCAGCUCCAUCUACACGGCCGACAACUCUAACGCGGCGAAGCCGGCGUCGCCUCGCUCCCACUUCCAUGAAGCCCGUUCCAGCGGAGAAGUGCAGAGAGCGCGUGCAAGGGCACCGACUACACCGCAUGGGCCGGGAAUUGCCGUGCGCUUCACCAACCGCCCGGACGCCACGCCCCUGACGACGAUCCUUGAGCAACGGUCUGCGUCAACGCUGCGUGAGAGGGCUUCCCAGCUUUUGGCGAGGGCCAGCUUGCACCAACGCCCGUCAUCGUCAGUGCGCCCAGACACGCCCGCGGCUGCGGACCAUGGUACCCCAACUGACAGGAAGGAUGCCGCCGGCACGAGGGUAGAUGGCGUCAACAGGCGUCAGAUCUCAUGGUCCAUCAAUGUCGAUGAGGCCACGCUGCGCGAGCUACAUGAGAUCAUUAGCAGCCAGCGACCCGCGCGCCAGGAUCCCAAGAGCGCCUCCAGUCUCGGCUCCUCGCCCGGCACUGGCAGUGACCCAGCCCGGCCUUUUUCGCCCAUCCAUCCUGCCUACGCCCGCAGCUCCACGCCCAAGGGCGCGCCGCGCUGGCCGGGAGAUCUGCCGACGAUGGUGCGGGCCCCUACGCGAACGGUGUCGCGUGCGAGGAGCGUUGGGCACGCUCUGCGUGACUUUAUCCGCGGGCCUCGAGGUAACAUGCUCUGA
Aplosporella prunicola CBS 121167 is the source of this 795-nucleotide messenger RNA. RefSeq lists its product as uncharacterized. The transcript is spliced from 2 exons. Bases 1 to 795 code for a protein of 264 amino acids. The record is from RefSeq and is a predicted model, not a curated record. Lineage: Eukaryota; Fungi; Ascomycota; Dothideomycetes; Botryosphaeriales; Aplosporellaceae.